AUGUCGGAUGACGAUUGGAGGGCCAGCACCAGCUCCUCCUCAUCUUCGUCCUCCAACCAGCAAACCGAGAAAGAAGCAAACACCUCCAAGAAGAAGGAGAGUAAAGUCAGAAUGAGCAAAAACUCCAAAAUCCUCUCCACCAGCGCCAAGAGCAUUCAGAAGGAAUUGACAGACAUCACUUUAGACCCUCCGCCUAACUGCAGUGCUGGCCCCAAAGGCGGUAACAUCCAUGAAUGGAGAUCAACCAUUCUAGGGCCAGGGUCCGUGUAUAAGGGUGGUGUAUUCUUCCUUGAUAUCACUUUUACACCAGAGUAUCCCUUGAAGCCUCCAAAGGUUACAUUUCAGACAAGAAUCUAUCACUGUAAUAUUAACAGUCAAGGGGUUAUUUGCUCUGAAAAAUUGAAAGAUAAUUGGAGCCCAGCCCUCACCAUCUCCAAAGUUCUUCUUUCUAUCUGCUCACUUCUUAUAGACUAUAGUCCUGCUGAACCCUUGGUGGGAAGUAUUGCCACUCAGUAUAUGACCAACAGAGCAGAACAUGACAGAAUGGCCGGACAGUGGACCAAGAGAUAAAUUGGGUUUUCACAAUUCUUUACAUUAUUUGUGUGUCACAGAGAGCUGCUUAUGAUUUUGAAAG
Phacochoerus africanus (Common warthog) is the source of this 634-nucleotide messenger RNA. RefSeq names its product ubiquitin-conjugating enzyme E2 E1-like. Gene Ontology annotation, biological process: protein polyubiquitination. The record is from RefSeq and is a predicted model, not a curated record. The transcript has a single exon. NCBI's taxonomy places the organism in Eukaryota, Metazoa, Chordata, Mammalia, Artiodactyla, Suidae. Bases 1 to 570 code for a protein of 189 amino acids. Gene Ontology annotation, molecular function: ubiquitin conjugating enzyme activity. Gene Ontology annotation, cellular component: nucleus.